GAGGGCCCCGUGAAAACGCAAAACCGAUGAUUUCCGCAGGAAUAGAGGGCCGCCUACCCUACAUGACGUACCCAGAACCUUGGGGCGGACCGCCCAAGCAACCUCCUGAAUUUCUUCGACCAGCUCCAAAACCACUUCCUCCAAAUAGAUAUAAUGGCGUACACCUUAGUAGUUCCUUAAAUGGAACGAGGCAACCUCAAAGGCAACCGAGCAAAUACCCAUCUCCACCGGCUGCGACACCGGUUAAUCUAACUCAACAGAAAGAAGAAUCCACAGAAGAACUGCCAUACUCGGCCUACUCUCGUCUAUUUCCACCCCCACCUCCGUUUAUGUACCAUCCUUCUGGACCAUACACCUCUCUCUACCAACCGCCGUACACACCUCCUCUCCGUGCAAACUACCCUCAACCUCCCCCUCUCUCCCCCCUAGAACCUCCGUACACGCCAACGACGCCAUCAGCUACCGGUUCUGCCAUUUUUCUAACGCCAUCGGCCACCUUCAGCCCGCCUGCCGUUGUACAGCAGCAGCCGUCCCAAACCAUAACGCGCGUCGAGCGCAAACCGUCCCCUAGCUUUAAAGUGCCAUCCGGAAAAGAGGGCUCGUUAAAACACCGAAUUCUGACGAGGCCCGGCGAUAGUAUCCACCUAAGACACUCGACGGACGCGCAGAAACCGAACGAUGGUCCGAAACUGUCCGAAGCCACCAGGAAACGACUUACUGCCACCGUUUCGCCGCCGCGAUCGCCCGCCAAAACUGGAACCAGCAACGUCGUGCCCGUGGGAAAUUUCACCAAAGGCUCCCUUAUACAGCUAGCGAACGGAGAACUGAGACGGGUCGAGGACAUGCGAACGGAAGACUUUGUCAACUCGGCGGAACGCAGUCCGGAACUUCGCCUUGCCGAUAGUACGGUCGUGCGGAUCGAAGAAAAUCCCAUUACGGGAACUGGAACCGUCACCCUUAGCUAUAAUCAACGACGAACUCAGGUGGAAUUUGAAGCCUCAUUAGAACAUCCCUUUUUUGUAUAUGGUCAAGGUUGGGCGUCGUGCGCACCAGACCGUACGCUGCAAAUCUACGGCUUAAAAGUCCAUCGUUUGCAAGUAGGAGAUAUCUUAAUAUCGUUGACGCCGCGUGAGGCUACAAGUUUACCUGCAUCGACGCGCGGAUCGACCAUCAUCACCACGGCGACGACGACGGCCGUAACGGCGCGCCAGGUGUCAUCGACGGCCGAGGCCGCGGUGCACUCGUAUCACGUGCUGAAUCCCGGCCAUCCGGUGUCGUCGGGGGUUAGUUUUUCGCAGCAGAGCAACGUCUUACAGACAGUUUCGUCUGAUUGUAGUAAUUCUAAGAAAAGGAGAUGGUCGGCUCCAGAUCAAAUCUGUGAUGAAAAUGAACAAAACGUUAGGAGAGUUAAAACCUAAUGCUUAGGUAGGUAUUUGUGAAACAAAUUUGUAGUAAUUCUAAGUUUGUGAAAGAUAUAGUUUAUCAAAAGAGAAAAAAGUGCAGCUUAUUUGUAUACUAAUUAAACUGUACUAUUAUAGUAACUGGAGCUAGAAGUAUGACACUGUUUUAUCUAGGCAGAAAUUGUCUUGGUAAAAGGUUUUAACGGAUUGUUUACAGGUGUCAUUCAAAAGAAUUGGUUAAGUUUUCUAUUACUUCACCUUAGAUUUGUGAUAAAUAAUUUUGAUAAACUAAAUUUUUAGUAAGGCAUAUAAAAAUUAGAAAACCUGUAGCGUGGUUGAUGGUCCAUGUCAUUUUAUGGAACGUCCCAAACAAAAUUCGUGUGGAAAAUGUACUAUUUUUUCUAAUGCCUCUUUUGCAAGAAAGUACAAAGUGUUAGGCCCAUAUUUGGAAUGAAAUGUUGGUAGAUUUCAAUUAAUAUUCUAAAACAGUUUUAAAUAGUGCCUCCAGCCAUUUAGAUUUACCUAAGAAUUUUUUAUCUCAAGCGAUUUUCAUACACCAUAAGAAAAAAUGCAGAAGUUUUGUAGUAAUUCCUAUGACUAAAUUCCCAUUUUCGGACACUGCAAGGUAAAUUGAAAUGGCAACAAAAUAGACGUUCCAUGUACUUGACAUGUUCUCCAAAAAUUGUACAGACUGUUAUCCAUUGUUCUUCUCUUGGUUUUCGUACCAACCAAAUGGAAUGUAAAUACUAGAAUUUAAUGACAAUAUUAGGAAGACUAGACAAGAGGAUGUAUAGGAAAUGUGUGAAUCGUUCCAGGCUGCAGGUAUACGUAAACAUGUUUCAAGAACGAAUCGAGUAUUAAUGACGAGUGAUAUAUCUAACGCAAACAAUUUAACUAUCAGAAGUUUUAUUUGUUAUACGUAAAGGAGUUUGUGGCAUGGAAUUGAAUCUGCCACUGCCGAUCUCAAGGGAUUCGUGUGAUAGAACUGCUUUUAAUGUUUUUCACAAAGAUCUGUAUUUUAUUAAUUUACUGUGUAUUUUCAUAAAUUGAUACAUGCACGAACUGAUUUAUAUAUAGCAUAGCGUUUGUUACUUAUGUAGAAAUGUUGAGAAUAUUUAGAAGUCGCCCUAGUGAUCGAUCAAAAUAUUCUUUAUGCUUUUUAAUGUUGUAUAUUUUAAUUUCCAUGUGAAUUCUUGGCUGUGAUACAGUAAAGUAUGUGGUAUGAGCGACGCUUCCCUCCAUGUUUCUGUCAUAAAAUUUGUGUGUAAGGAAUCUAAAAAACUGCCCUUCCCUUCUCAUUUUUAUUUGUUAUAGGUAGUUACUUUAAAGAAAUUUUAGUCUGGAGUGCAAUAAUUUUUUCUUAACAUUUAGGGACCGUUGGAAAAAAUGCAAUAUUAAAUUAUAGAAAAAAAACAUGUUGGAGAGAAAGGAAGGUUCAGUUCGUUAAUUUCCAAAAACAUUGUAUGUUGCCAAUUAUUACCUCAAUGUACACUAAUUAAUAAAGACAUGUAGGAAAGGAUUGUUAUGUAGAUAGACGUUUUGACAGUGACAUGCGGCGUUGUUCAUUUAAGCAGAUUACAGAGGUCUGACAAUCGCUGUUUAGCCAUAAUAUUAUAUUAAUUAUAUACAUAUUGUUAUGUAUAGUUGUUUUAUACUGACACAAAUAACUAUUUUCCGUUAAUACAAAAAAUAAAAAUUAUACUAUAUAAAUACAUAUAUUCAUUAUGUAAUACACAGUCCAAUAUUUGUCAAAUGUUCAUAAGAUAACAAGACAAUGUAUAAAAAUAAUUUGACCUACUUCAAAAUAUACUUUUAUGUAUGA
Molecule: messenger RNA, 3222 nt
Organism: Photinus pyralis (common eastern firefly)
Lineage: Eukaryota; Metazoa; Arthropoda; Insecta; Coleoptera; Lampyridae
Product: pollen-specific leucine-rich repeat extensin-like protein 2
Biological process (GO): regulation of DNA-templated transcription
Molecular function (GO): RNA binding; protein binding
Source: RefSeq, a predicted model, not a curated record